UUGUUAAAUCAUAUCAGUAUAAAUUGCAUGCCAAAUAAGUAUGUGUUUGAUCUCGUCAUAUCUAUAUUUAGCAAUGAUUAAACAAAAUUGGGUUCCCAAUUGUGAUCCCACUCGGGGAAAUACAAUUUAUACAGACACGUGAAUGGGUUUGCGGAAAACCGUGAAGAAAUCUGGGGUUCUUUUGAUUCUUCGAAGCCAACCUUAUUGAGAGCUGAUAGUGACUGUCUUAUUAAUACCUUUUCUUAUUAGUUAUGUUAAAAACAAACGCAUGGACAUAAUGAAAAGUGUGGUGGUUUUCUUUAUGGUGACUCAGUGUGUACAAUGUGUUGAAAUGCCGAAGUUUCCAUACCCGUGUUACGUUGACGUGUGUACGUUUCCUGAUCAAUUUUGUAACUCACGGGAGCGGCGAUGUAGUCCAUGUACCCGUGCAGUGUGUGCUCUGGGGGAGAGGUCAGUCCCUUUAGCCUGCAGAUACAUAUGCACACAAAACAACCAGCCUCAAACAACAACGACGACCACAGCAACAGUUAAAUCAAGUCCAGCCACAAUAUCAGGCGAUAAAUGUGAAUCCAUGCAUGUGUUAAUGAUCUACAGUUCUGUGUCUGUAACAGUGAUAUUGUCGGUUGCGAUGGGAAGUUUGGCUUUCUAUUGUCAUCGGAGAAAAUUUAGUUUUUCAAGGCCGCCUUCGUUGCUAGCUGAUGAAGUCAACAUACAAGAAAAAGACUUGAUGGUUAAGAAUUUCAUACAACAGCAAAAUCUUCUGAGAGCUUCAGAAGAUUCACAUAUGAAGAAUAUAAAUACCAGACAAACUCCUGUUACUAAAGUUCCUCGAAGGUAUGCAGAUUCUGGAAUACAGGCCGUGACUGCGGACCUAAAUAACUUAUCGGCGACAUCUUCGUCAGGGAACGGAGUUGUUAUCUGCUCUCCAGUGGAUGAAACUAAUGCAGUCCAAUAUUUUGUAACAGCUGAACCGAGCAUGACUAUGUUGCGGCAAGAAAACAAAAAUGUAUGUCCUACAGAGGAGGCCACUACCUUUCUGGAGGAAGAUGAAGGGCUACUACAACAAUACAGAAGCCUCAUGGCUCGACAUGACUCUAGUUUAGAAGAAGUUACAUCGACCAUUUCUUUAUAGGAAACUGCGAUUAAUAUUUUUUUUAAAUCAGCAUUUAUUCUAUUUAUUUAUUUUGCGAGUAUGUAUAAAUAUAAGUUCUGUGAUAUAAAUAUUAUAAAUCGUG
Messenger RNA from Mya arenaria, 1235 nucleotides. RefSeq lists its product as uncharacterized. The transcript is spliced from 4 exons. NCBI's taxonomy places the organism in Eukaryota, Metazoa, Mollusca, Bivalvia, Myida, Myidae. The record is from RefSeq and is a predicted model, not a curated record. The coding region runs from base 269 to 1132 and encodes 287 amino acids.